CUUUCUCACGUGGUGUGGGGCUGGUCAGUUCCGUGUUGACACCUCCUUCCUUUCCUCCUCCCCUUUUCCCCAUGCCGGGCCCCUCCCCUCCUUCCUGGAGCCCCAGAGGAGGCAGCCGCGGGCAGGCGGCGGCGGCGGCGGCUGUGGUGGUGUAGGGGGCGGUGGGUGAAUGGUCGUGGCUAGUGGGGGUGGGGGAAGUGCGCGCUUGUGUGUGUAAGUGUGUGUGUGUGUGUGUGUGUGUGUAAGUCUGCGUGUAUGCCCACCCGGCACGGCACUGACCGUAUGCCGUAAGCCGGCGCAGCGGAGGCGGCUACUAUUCCCCGAGGUUCGGCGCUCGGACGCCUGCAGCGGGAUGUUCUCCCGGAGGAGCCACGGGGAUGUCAAGAAAUCGACCCAGAAAGUGCUGGACCCGAAGAAGGACGUGUUGACCCGCCUGAAGCACCUUCGAGCGCUGCUAGAUAUUGUAGAUACGAGUGAACUGAAGCAUUUUUUUGAGACCAACUAUUCUCAGAUAUAUUUCAUCUUCUAUGAAAAUUUCAUAACACUGGAAAAUAGUUUAAAAUUAAAAGGAAAUAAUAAGUCACAAAGGGAGGAACUGGACUCUAUCCUCUUUCUUUUUGAAAAAAUCUUGCAACUACUACCUGAAAGGAUUUUUUUCCGAUGGCAUUACCACAGUAUAGGAUCAACUCUAAAGAAGCUUUUGCACACUGGAAAUUCUAUCAAGAUAAGAUGUGAAGGGAUCCGGCUCUAUCUUCUGUGGCUUCAAGCACUUCAAACAAAUUGUGCAGAAGAGCAGGUGCUAAUUUUUGCCUGCCUUGUACCUGGAUUUCCAGCAAUUAUGUCAUCAAGAGGUCCCUGUACACUUGAUACACUUAUAAAUCCUACUCCUUUUUCAUCAGAUACAAAGAUAUAUCCUGAAGAAAUAACCCCACUCUUGCCAGCUGUCUCAGGUGAAAAAAUUGGUGAUGAUCAAACCUGCUUUUUUCUUCAAGUAUUAUUGAGAUACAUGGUUAUUCAGGCUGCAAGCUUGGAAUGGAAGAAUAAGGAGAACCAAGACACUGGGUUUAAAUUUCUCUUUACUUUGUUUCGAAAGUAUUAUCUUCCCCAUUUGUUUCCAUCAUUCACAAAAUUAACUAACCUCUACAAACCUGUCCUGGACAUCCCCCAUGCAAGACCAAAACCAGUAUAUAUUGCUGCACCUCGAAACAAUGAAAAUACUUAUAGCACAAAAAUUCCAUAUAUGGCAGCUCGUGUUGCUUUUAUUAAGUGGAUUGUAACAUUUUUUCUGGAAAAGAAAUACCUAACUACAACUCAGAAUACUAAAAAUGGAGGAGAAGUAUUGCCUAAAAUCAUCCAGAAUGUUGGUGGAAUGGUACAAGAGAAAACCUCUGAGCUGGAAGUUAGUGGGCUGUCUGAACAGGACAAAAAUCAUUCUAAUAGCAGUACUUUGUCUGAUCGGAGACUCAGUAAUUCCAGCCUUUGUACCAUUGAAGAAGAACAUCGAACUGUAUAUGAAAUGGUUCAGCGAAUUCUCUUAUCUACUCGAGGCUAUGUCAAUUUUAUCAAUGAAAUAUUUCGUCAGGCUUUUUUGUUACCAUCCUGUGACAUAUCUGUAACAAGAAAAGUGGUCAAAGUAUAUAGAAAGUGGAUACUACAGGACAAACCUUUAUUCAUGGAGGAACCUGAUAAAAAAGACAUUAUUCAAGAUGAUGAUGCUAAUUUGGGAUUUUCAGUGACAGAGACAGAUAAUAAACAGGCCACAACUGAACAUUCUGGUCACAAACGAUCUUCAAGCUGGGGACGAACUUACUCCUUUACUAGUGCUGUUAGCAGAGGCUGUAUAUUAGAAGAUGAUAAUAAGAAUAUUAAAGCUGGUGUACAAGCUACACUACAGGUGUUUUUAACAAAUUCUGCCAAUGUCUUUUUAUUGGAGCCGUGUGCUGAAGUUCCCAUACUUUUGAAAGAGCAAGUUGAUGCCUGUAAAGCUGUUUUAAGUAUUUUUAGGCGCAUGAUAAUGGAACUUGCAAUGAACAAAAAGACAUGGGAGCAGAUGUUGCAAAUACUACUCAGGAUAACAGAAGCUGUCAUGCAGAAGCCAAAGGAUAACCAAAUAAAGGACUUGUUUGCCCAGAGCUUGGCAGGUUUACUGUUUAGGACACUUAUUGUAGCCUGGAUCAGAGCAAAUCUAUGUGUCUACAUUUCUCGAGAACUUUGGGAUGAUUUUCUUAGUGUGCUGUCUUCUCUAACUGACUGGGAGGAGCUCAUAAAUGAGUGGGCCAAUAUCAUGGAUUCUUUAACAGCAGUAUUGGCCAGAACAGUUUAUGGAGUUGAAAUGACAAAUCUGCCAUUGGAUAAACUUAGUGAGCAAAAAGAAAAGAAACAAAGAGGCAAAGGUUGUAUUUCAGAUUCACAGAAAGCCAAUGCAGUAGGGAGAUCAUUUUCUUUGAGUUGGAGAAGCCAUCCUGAUGUUACAGAACCAAUGAGAUUUAGAAGUGCUACCACCUCUGGAGCUCCAGGAGUUGAAAAAGCAAGGAAUAUAGUCCGGCAAAAAGCAACUGCUAAGCGAAGCCAGUCUAUCAGCAACUGUGCCCACCUUUCUGAGGCUUUGCCAACCACUAAAAGUGUACCUCUUCUGCUUCAUACUGUGAGCUCUCUCUUACCUGGUAUCUCUUACACUUCUUGCUCUCACAGACUGUCAGAAGUUGAAGAAUGUCAACAAUCAGAAAAUGUAAUGGGAAGUGAAUCUGGCUGCCUGUUGAUUGAUGAGGAACAACAUAUACCUCGUAGCAGUAGUACUUCUGAUAUAACUGACCAGUUAUAUUCUGAUGCUUAUCAAGGUAAAAAAAUAGAGAAUUCACAGAAUCUGAAUUCUUCAGACCCCAGACAAAUUCAAGAGAUUAAAGGACAUUUAAAGAAAGAACAUGAAGGACCAGCAGUUUUAGCGCAAAGAAGUAGCAGCCCAACUGAAAUAGAUCUAAAAGAUGAUUUACAGCAGACAGAAGGAAAAUGUAGAGAAAGACAAAAGAGUGAAAGUGUUAGCAGUGACACAUCUCUGGGCUAUAAUAAUGAGGUAGAGAUAACAAUGAAUCCAUGGCAUCCAUUUGAAGAAGACCAAGAACUGAAUACACCAACUGAUGUUACUGUUGACUCAGAUGCUAGACAUUGGCUACAGCUGAGCCCCACGGAUGCUGCUAAUUUAACAGAUAGCAGUGAGUGCCUGGCUGAUGAUUGCAGUAUAAUUGCUGGUGGAAAUCUCAUAGGUUGGCAUCCAGAUUCUGCUGCUGUGCUGUGGAGAAGAAUCUUGGGAAUCCUUGGAGAUGUGAAUAACAUCCAAUCACCCAAAAUUCAUGCCAAAGUAUUUGGCUAUCUCUAUGAACUCUGGUAUAAAUUAGCAAAGAUACGGGAUAACCUGGCAAUAAGUUUGGAUAACCAGACUUCUCCAUCUCCUCCUGUCUUGAUCCCACCACUCCGAAUGUUUGCAUCAUGGCUAUUUAAGGCUACCACAUUGCCAAAUGAAUAUAAAGAAGGUAAACUGCAAGCAUACAGGCUAAUCUGUGCUAUGAUGACCAGACGCCAAGAUGUUUUGCCAAAUUCUGAUUUCCUAGUGCAUUUUUAUCUUGUUAUGCACAUUGGCUUAACUAGUGAAGAUCAGGAUAUCUUAAAUACAGUUAUAAAGCAUUGUCCUUCCCGUUUUUUCUUCUUGGGUUUACCUGGCUUUACAAUGCUGAUAGGAGACUUCAUCACUGCUGCAUCCAGAGUUCUCAGUACAGACAUGUUGGCGGCCCCACGUUCAGAAGCUCACACCAUUUUGGGUUCUCUUGUUUGCUUUCCCAACAUUUACCCCAAAAUUCCAUUACUUCAGUCAGUUCCUGAAAUUGAUGAAGUCAUCACUGGAUCUGAAGACAUCAAAAAUUACCUCAUAAAUAUUUUAUUGAAGAAUGCAACAGAUGAGCCAUGUGAAGGUGCAAGAUGUAUUUCCGUAUGCUGCCUUGGACUUUGGAUAUGUGAAGAGCUCAUUCAGUAUACAAACCAUCCAAAAGUAAAGGCUUCAAUCAAUGUCCUAGGUGCAACUUUAAAGUUUCCUAAUAAGGUAGUGGCUCAGGUAGCUUGUGAUAUCCUUCAGAUGCUCGUUUCCUAUUGGGAAAAGCUUCAGAAGUAUGACAAUUCUCUGCCACGGAAAAUUACUGAAAUUCUUGUGGCUACAAUUGCAUUUCUUUUACCAAGUGCUGAAUACUCAUCAGUAGAAACAGAUAAGAAGUUUAUUGUUUCUCUUUUACUCUGCUUAUUGGAUUGGUGCAUGGCCUUGCCAAUGAAAACCCUGAUGCAUCAAGUAUCUACUGUUCUUGAAGAUCAUCAUUCAUCUCGAGCCCCCUUACUAGAUUACAUUUAUAGGGUUUUGCACUGUUGUGUUUCUGGCUCAAGCACAUAUACUCAACAAAGUCAUUACACAUUGACUCUGGCUGACCUUUCAUCUUCUGAUUAUGAUCCUUUUUUGCCACUGGCGAAUGUCCGGAAUUCUGAACCUGUACAGUACCAUUCCUCAACAGAAUUGGGGAACCUGCUUACAGUUGCUGAAGAAAAACGGAGGAGAAGUUUGGAAUUAAUCCCUCUGACUGCCCGUAUGGUGAUGACACACCUAGUAAACCACUUGAGUCACUAUCCACUCAGUGCGGGCCCUGCCAUUCUUCACAGCCUUGUUAGUGAAAAUCAUGACAAUGCAUACUUUGAGUCACCUGAGCUCUCUUCUGAAGUCUUCAGAAGUCCAAACCUACAGUUGUUUGUAUUUAAUGACAAUACCCUUAUGUCUUACCUUCAAAUUCCUGCUGAAAGAACAGAAGAGAAGCCAUCAGGUCCACUCUCUGAUGUCAGGCUUAUUGUGAGAGAUAUCUCUGGAAAAUAUUCUUGGGAUAGCAAAAUAUUAUAUGGACCUUUGGAAGGCUGCUUUACACAGAACAGGAGGAAUAAUUCAUUUGUGAUUUCAGACAGUAGACCUCAGACAUUUGAACCUGAGAAAGAAUUUUCUCAAAAUGAAGAAGUAGAUGAUGUGCUUGACAAAUUACUUGAAAAUAUUGGCAAUGCCAGCCCUGAAUGCCUUUUGCCAUCCCAGAUAAACCUAAAUGCUCCUUCACCAUCCCCAUUUGGAAUGAGUCAAGGUCAAGAAAAAGAGAUCAUCAAAGCAAUAUUAUAUCAGAAUGCCCAAGAAGAAGAAUAUGUACAGAGGUGCAGGUCUGAUGUUACACUGAAAGUUCCCAAUGAAGAACAGCCAGUUCCUUCUGAGCCACAAGGUCCAUUUUAUUUCUGUAGAUUACUGCUGAAUGACUUAGGAAUGAAUUCUUGGGACAGAAGAAAAAAUUUUCAUCUGCUGAAGAAAAAUUCUAAAUUGUUGAGAGAGUUGAAAAAUUUGGACUCACGUCAGUGCCGUGAAACACACAAGAUUGCAGUGUUUUAUAUUGCUGAAGGACAAGAAGACAAGUGCUCAAUACUAUCAAAUGCAAGGGGAAGCCAGGCAUAUGAAGACUUUGUUGCUGGGCUUGGUUGGGAGGUUGACCUUUCAUCACACUGUGGAUUUAUGGGUGGCCUGCAGCGAAAUGGCAGCACAGGACAAACUGCACCAUACUAUGCUACCUCUACUGUGGAAGUAAUUUUCCAUGUCUCCACUAGAAUGCCUUCUGAUUCAGAUGAUUCUCUUACCAAAAAGCUUCGUCACUUGGGAAAUGACGAGGUUCACAUCGUCUGGUCUGAACACACCAGGAACUACCGCAGGGGUAUUAUACCAACAGAUUUUGGAGAUGUUUUAAUUAUUAUUUAUCCAAUGAAGAAUCACAUGUUCUUCAUCGAGAUAAUGAAGAAACCAGAGAUUCCAUUUUUUGGACCUUUAUUUGAUGGAGCGAUAGUGACUGCACAGUUGCUGCCGAGCCUUAUAUGUGCCACAUGUAUCAAUGCCAGUAGGGCUGUGAAGUCUCUUAUACCCCUCUACCAGAGCUUUUAUGAAGAACGAGCUCUGUAUCUUGAAGCAAUAAUCCAGAAUCACAGAGAAGUAAUGACAUUUGAGGAUUUCGCAGCUCAAGUCUUUUCUCCCUCUCCUAGUUACUCCCUCAGUGGAACGGAGAGUCUCACCACCAGUGUGAGUGCCGACCUUCCAGUCUCUGGCGGAACAGAACUGGCUGGUCAAACGUCUCCCUCACUUAUCCGUGCCCCGAAACUCAAGAGCUCUGGGAAGCUUCGUCGUUCUGCCAGCGCCCUCAGCAAAUCUUCAAAUUAAAGGACAUUAGAAACUGAGUCAGCUCAAAGAAAAUGUGACACCGAAAAUAGGCUAUGUCAAUGAUUGUCUGAACUUCGCAGGAUGAUUUCGUGCUAUAAAAUCACAGUUCCUUCCAAAGAAGAAAAGAAAAAUGUACCACCAAACACAUUUCACUUCACUCUCCCUUGUGUAUUGUUUGUGACUAGACUAGGAACAGCAAGUACAAGGAAUCCUACACGGUUUUUGAUGUGUAUCACAGGUAACAGGUUUUGUGUAAUUCAAUUACUUUUUUCUUAUUUAUAGGCAGAAGCACAACUAUCAUAGGAAGAUACAAAGCAGGCAUUGAAGCAAAUUGUUUAUGGAAUUGUCUUUGGUUAUAUAGAUUUUAUUAAUAUUCAUUUUGAUCUUAGGAUUUGUGCUUUAGUUAAAUUUAAAAAAAAAACUUUCAUCAUCAUAGAAAACUGGUUUUCCCCAAGGGCCUUUCCUCAUGGCCCAGAAGUGAUUUCAGUUUCAUUUGAUUCACUUACUUCUCUACCUAGUCAGAUAUCAGGAUGUCAUUUUCCACCAGGUAUUCACUAGCACUGGAUAAGUUUUAAUGAUCAUAUGUAGAGUUUCCAGGUCAUAAUUGAGAAAGAUCUUGAAGAUUUGACUCUUUCUAGGAAUAUAGAUCAAAUCAAAUUAUAGCAGAUCUUCAUUCACUGGUAAUCUUCCAUGUGGAAAAGGGUGAGCAGGACAGUAUUCACUAUAAAAAUAUAGUUACUUAACUGAAUAGAAAGUCUAAGGCCUGCAAUUUGAAUCUGUAGUCUUUAUUAUUUGACCAUCAUUCAAACCUUGGAAAUCUGUUUUCACUCAGAUAUUGACCAUAUAACAGUCACUGACUAAUAUAUGGCCAGCACUCUUGAGACUUCAGUCCUAACACAUAGUAGAGCCUUCUUUUGCUAAAAAUACUUUUCUCUUCAUGCCCCAAAUCUUAAUGAGCAUUUCCACCUUCAUAAAAAUAAUUACAGAAGAAUUUCAACCUCCCUCUCAAGCGAGGUACAAAUACUUACUGAGAGCCAGCAUUGUGCAUGACACUCUACUGGACAUGGUGGAGAUAAAAACCAUUGAGUAUCCAUGUAGGACCUUCUGUGUGCCAGCCAAGAGGCUAAUAGCAUGAGAAGAAUUGCCUGGGGUUGGCCUAGCUUCUGAGUAACUUAAUGCUUGGUGACCCCAAUCAUUACUUUAUUCUAACCAGCUAAUGGUAAGAAACCUGGGAGAGUUCAUACCACUUGGCACCUGCUGGGUGUCUCCCAAGUCUUAGUACAGUUUGAAGCCUCAAGCCAAGACUUUGGAGACACCCAGUACAUUUCCUUCUAAGAUCAUCUUCAAAGCGUACAGAUCCCCAUUAGCCCACUUUACAUUUUCUCACGAACCACAAGAAGUAAAUUCAACGAUGAUGAGACAGGGAGAGGAGUGUGAGGAAGUCAGGGUUGGCAGGUGGUGCUGUGAUGAAUGCUCAGAGUCUCAGAAGAAAUUAGGUCAUGGGGAGGAUAUUAGCUCUUCUUUUUUUAUUUUCUUCAUUUCCUUUUAUAUUUUCAUGCAGUUGUUAUGCAAAAUAUCUUUCCGACUCCUUUCCUUUGAGGGUUCCAAUGAAGGCCUUCAAAAAUGGUGUCUGUACAUUUAGUCUAUUCCAAGGCACACACCAUUUUGAACCCUUGCCUGACUUAGAACAAUGUGUGAAAGUCUAGUUAGUUAGAAGUCAUGAAACUUCUACGUACCAUUCAGGAGGGUCUCUGACCUUCUGGUGGAUUGCUUUGUGGGCCACUGAAGCGUUAUCCCAAUUGGAGUUUUGGAAUCAGAAUUCUUUUUUAAUUUGUAGGGACAUGCCACGAAAAGAAUGUUGGUGUGUAACCUGGACCCAACUGGGCCCUUUUAAGGAGCACAAGAGAAAAAAUCAAUCACUUGAGGUUGUUUUUCUUUUGCAAACUAGUCUAUUUCUGGAAGUAUUCUCUGGCUCCUUAUCAUAGACAGUAUCAAGAAGAGUUUGUUUUCUUGAUUAUGCCAGCAAAUACCUCAUCCCCAUCUUGUUAGGUCUUAAAUCUACACAUGACACAAAUGCAAAUAGUUAGUCAGCCAUUGAGCUGUUUUUUUUUUAACACUUUAGAAAGCUCAAUAAAAUAAGUAAACUAACAGUUUUUAAACUUGAUUUGACUCAGAGUCCAUUGAGAUAAUUCUUUGAGGGAUAUAUAGUCAUCAAGUAUCAUGAAGGCAUGUGAAAUCACUGGGCUUCCAAGAGAGGUGAUGAUGAUGAUGCAUGUUGGUGUGGAAGAAGGCCAAAUCAAUGUCCCCUUAUUUCUUAGUGAUUACGGUGCAGCCCCCCACGCUUGUGCCACGGUGUUUCAGGGGAUGCUCUGGGACAGCAUUCCCAUCACAAACUGAUUGUCAGGCCUGGUGGCUAAGACACAAGCAUAUUUGAGUUCCUGCUUUAUUUUCUCUGGCCAAAGGGGGGAGGGGCUAAUUUCAUUUGCAAUUUUUAUGACCAAAAGUUACAAAGAAAAGGGGAGGGGGGCGUAAUAUGUUCCUGCUGGAGAUGAUUUAGAUGCUUGAUAACAGAUUUGGAAAUUUUUUUUUUAGAAAAAUAAUCUUAUAUCAAACAGAUUAUAAUCAUUUUUACUAUUGGAGUGGUAAAUGGAAAUGCUUGUUAUCUCGCUUAGAAAAGCAAAUAUUGCACCUUCAAAAUAAAUGCCUUUCAGCAAAAUCGAGUUGAUAAUCAGUCAGCACACACCCCUAGGUACCAGUGCUGACAAAUCACAUUAGCAGGUCAACCAUCUGUGAAUUAAAGUGUCCCUAAUUAGACCUAAAUGUGAUAAGACUUGGCUUUAAGACGGUGUUAGGUAUGCUGAGUUCUCCCUCGUCUGCAUGUUACUCUGAUGCUCUGUAGCUAAAAACUAAUGUAGCAAAAUCUCACAGAGGGCUUUUUAUUCUUAAAACUAAUACUAAAAGGGGGCGGGGGGUGAAACACCUUAACUAGACAGAAGCAAGAAAAUUCAGCCAUAUCCAGUGACUAUCCCAAGUGUCUUUAAACACACGUAGUCAGUAACACAGGACCUAGGAACUACAGGGUAAGGGGGGUUGUAGCCUUGGAUUCAAUGGCUUUGUUGACGGGCCAAACCCUGAGCCUUAUUUUUAAAAAAUGCCGAUUCAUAGAGCAAUGCAAAUCUCGAGAUCCUUCCUCAGGUCAAUUUACUCUGUUCUUCCACCGAUGUUGAAUUUGUUUUUAUCAUGUUGUAUAACAAAUUGAGGAAUACUUUAAAACUUACUGUGACUUCUCUGUGAUUUCGUUUUUAUCUCUUCUAUAUGUGAAACUAAAUUGCAUAUGGGACAAGCCAUUGUUUCUAGUUACAUUCAAUAUCUCUGUAUGAUAUAUGCAUUAAGUGAAUGUUUUCCCUUUUCAGGUCGACAAUGUUUAGUGUGUGUUUAAAUAAGGAAAUUCUGGUAUUUGAUAAAUUCAGUAAAAAUUAAGUUAUAGUGUA
Molecule: messenger RNA, 9753 nt
Organism: Monodelphis domestica (gray short-tailed opossum)
Lineage: Eukaryota; Metazoa; Chordata; Mammalia; Didelphimorphia; Didelphidae
Gene: RALGAPA2
Product: Ral GTPase activating protein catalytic subunit alpha 2
Biological process (GO): positive regulation of GTPase activity; regulation of small GTPase mediated signal transduction
Cellular component (GO): cytoplasm; nucleus
Molecular function (GO): GTPase activator activity
Source: RefSeq, a predicted model, not a curated record